UCCCAGCAGGUUAUCAUUUACGGAGGAGAGAUAACGUUAGAGAGCUCGGAUGAUGCUUCAAAUUACGCCUUUUCCAUGCUUUUCAUUCGUAGAAAAGCAGUGACAGAGACAUUUUAGAUGAAUGUGACAGAAGAACAGUUGAUCCAACCAGAUUCUUGAGACAAAAACACAUGGCAAGAAGAACAAGGAUGUUUUUGACAUUUCCUGGUAUAGUGGUUGUCUGUCUGCAUCUUCUGGGUGGCUCAAUGGAGACAGCCAAUGAAGUAGACCCAUACAAGAUUCUUGGAGUGACCAAAAGUGCAAGUCAAGCUGAAAUCAAGAAAGUGUACAAGCGCCUAGUUAGGGAAUGGCAUCCGGACAAAAACAAAAAUGAAGGCGCUGAAGAUAUGUUCAUCAAGAUUACCAAAUCUUAUGAGAUAUUAUCCAAUGAGGAGAAGAGAACCAACUAUGACAGGUAUGGCCAGACUGAUGACACCCAGCCGUAUGGUCAUGGUCACUAUGGUCACCGCCACGACCACUUCUACUUCGACGAGUCCUUCUUCCACUUCCCAUUCAACAAUAAGGGCAACCGGGAGUUUGCCGACAGCAAGUACGCUCUGCACUUCAACCAGUAUGUGAAUGACGUGGUGCCUGACAGCUAUAAGAGACCGUACCUGAUCAAAAUCACAUCCGACUGGUGUUUCAGCUGUAUCCACAUUGAACCGGUCUGGAAAGAGGUUGUGUUGGAGCUGGAAGCCUUGGGUGUGGGGAUUGGUGUGGUGGACGUUGGUUAUGAGAGACGUCUGGCCAAUCACCUCGGUGCUCACCGCACCCCAUCCAUACUGGGGGUCAUCAACGGGAAAGUGACCUUCUUCCACUACGCUGUGGUGAAGGAGCACCUGAGGCAGUUUGUGGAGGACCUGCUCCCUCAGAGACUGGUUGACAAGGUUACAGACAGGAACGACUUUCAAUUCCUGAACAGCUGGCAUGAGCAGAACAAGCCGCACGUGCUUCUGUUUGACCAAGUGCCUGUAGUUCCACUCUUGUACAAGCUGACUGCUUUCGCCUAUAAGGAUUAUGUUCAGUUUGGAUACGUGGACCAGGGCCUGUCAGAGACCGCGAACCUACUGAAGCAGUUCAACAUCAACACCUACGCCCCCACCAUGCUGGUCUUUAAGGAGAGUACAGACAAGCCUGCAGACAUUAUACAGGCUAAAGGGAUGAAGAAACAAAUCAUUGAUGAAUUUAUAACGAACAACAAGUUUCUCCUCGUCCCUCGACUGGUGAACCAGAAACUGUUUGAUGAACUUUGCCCUGUGAAGCAGUUCCACCGACGCAGGAAGUACUGUGUACUACUGAUCACUGGUGAUGAGGAGUCCUAUACCAUAGGAAACCAGGCCUUCCUCACAUUUGCCUCUACCAACACUCUGGAGGUGGUGAGGUUUGCCUACGUCUACCAAAGACUGCAACAAUCACUGUGUGAUAUUCUGCUGAAGACUAAGGACAGCACACCUCCACCACCACAGGUGUUCAUCUUGGAGCGUCGUAACCCAGCAGGGAAGGUCCUGUACAAGGAGGUGGCGGGCGGUUGGAAUGGUACUGAUGAGGAUAAACAACGUCUGUUGGAUGAGCUGGAGAGGCUGCAGAAAGACCCCUCCAUCCUCAACUACGACGCCAUGCUGCCGGAGCUCAACAAUGAGUUUGCCUCUAUGUUUCUUAUCCGAUGGAUCUACACAGCGUAUGAUUACAUUUCUGAAAUCCUUGAUGAUAUUCUUCAUAAUAAUUGGCGUGAGAUGAUGCCCCUCCUGUCGUUGAUAUUCUCUGCCUUGUUCAUCCUGUUUGGCACGGUGGUGGUUCAGGCCUUCAGUGACUCCAGUGAAGAUGGCAAAUCCAAACCGAAGGCAAAAGAAGGAACUAAGGCAGAAAAUGGGUCACCGGGUAGCAGCAGCACCUCAAGUCGCCCACCUAAGAAGAACUUUGUGGAGGUGACGGAGCUGACAGACAUCACAUACACCAGUAACCUGGUGAAGCUGAGACCAGGCCAUAUGAACGUGGUACUGGUGCUCACUGAUGCCACCAAGAAUGUCUUACUCAGCAAGUUCGCCAAAGAAGUCUACUCUUUCACCGGGAGCCUGACUCUGCACUUUUCCUUCCUGAACAUGGACAAGCACAGUGCGUGGAUGGAAACACUGUUGGAGUUUGCCCAGGACGCCAUGCAGAUAGACACCGAAGAGGAUGACUGUGCCCGCCACAAGAUAGACUACACAGGCUAUGUGCUGGCACUCAACGGCCAUAAGAAGUACCUCUGCCUCUUCAAGCCUGUCUACACUGGGGAGGAAGGCGGGUCCUCCGAGGAGGAAGGGCCUGGGGGCGCCACUGGGGGAGGGAAGAGGUCUAGGUCCGGGUCCAGGGACGACCACCCACCACGCAGGUCUACGCCCAGGUCCCGCUCCACCGCCACACUGCAGAUCCACCACAAACUGGACCGCCUGGGGCUGUGGAUGGAGAGGCUUAUGGAGGGAACUCUGCCCCGGUACUACAUUCCUGGCUGGCCGGGCCUGGACAAGAUCACAGGCCCCAAAUAGAAAUCGUGUCAAUUACUUAUACUGUACGUUGUGAAAAAAUAUCCCCAAAAAGAUAUGCUUGGAAGUUUGAGAUGCAUUGCAUGCACACAUCCCAAGUCAGGAUACAGGCCUAAAUGGACGCGUUCCAAAGCUAUCUGUGUUUAAAAGCCACAACGACGCCGAGUUAUCCUCAUGGCUGUGUUCAGAGGCUACUGUAUGUUUUGAGUGAUUGCACUAGGACAUCGUUUGAAGAAAUUACAUUCAAUAGUGAGGUUGGCUUGGGUCAUUGCGACAACUGUACCACAUUUAUCUGCCGUCAUGUUCUGCUGCCUUUUUUGCACUUGAAAUAUUUAUUUGUUACGGAAGUACUUAGAAAAGUAGGUUCAGUAAAAGAGGGAGGGUACAGAAUAUGGUGGAUCUCAAAGCAACAACCGUUGAACAGUUCCUAGAUUGCGUUCCCUUUCGGAUCCCUUCCUCUGCAUGCUGUCAUUAGUUAGCUACUUAGUUCUAAUAUCGACUGCUGUUACAACCUCUAGAUGAGCUAACUGAAUCACUGUGGUCAUAAGUAGACUCCUGCCUUUUUAGAACCGUCAUCCAUCAUUAUUCAAAUAUCUAAUCUAUCAGAUUGUGCUUUGAUAUUAGCUUCACUGUCCCAAUGGUGAUUGGUCAGUACUGUGAAUAGUGAUGCAUGUCUCUACUAGAUCUAUUUUCUUCACCAUUUUGACCUCACUCCAAAAAAAUAUAUUUUAUUCUUGUGCAAUAUAUACUGUAACUACAAUGCCUUCCAUUUAUCCUUGGCUGCUAAUAUUUCAUGUUCAUUCUUAUUCAUGUAGAAAUAGGCUAUUUAAAAAUAAGUCUAACGUUAUACUUUAGCUUUUUGUUACAUGACCACGUUUUUUUGCAUUAGUCUAUUUCCCUUUAUUUUUUACAUGAAAGACAAGAGAAACCUGCACACUGCUCUUGCUAGUGUCACUGUUCCUUAUUAGGCUUUUACAUAUCGUCCUCUUGGCCUUCGUCAGAGCUUUUUUAGUUUUACAACAGAACUUGGCCAGUGGCUUCAUAUAGCAAUGAUAUAGUGUACAGUGGCUUGCGAUAAUAUUCACCCCCCUUGGCAUUUUUCCUAUUUUCUUGCCUUACAACCUGGAAUUAAAAUAGGUUUUUUGGGGGGUGCUUUG
This is a messenger RNA of Oncorhynchus tshawytscha (Chinook salmon), 3718 nucleotides long. RefSeq names its product DnaJ (Hsp40) homolog, subfamily C, member 16 (gene dnajc16). The record is from RefSeq and is a predicted model, not a curated record. The coding region runs from base 171 to 2564 and encodes 797 amino acids. The transcript is spliced from 15 exons. Lineage: Eukaryota; Metazoa; Chordata; Actinopteri; Salmoniformes; Salmonidae.